This is a messenger RNA of Coturnix japonica (Japanese quail), 2604 nucleotides long. It is a transcript of the gene MRPL22, whose product is annotated as mitochondrial ribosomal protein L22. Gene Ontology annotation, cellular component: mitochondrial large ribosomal subunit; ribosome. Lineage: Eukaryota; Metazoa; Chordata; Aves; Galliformes; Phasianidae. Gene Ontology annotation, biological process: translation. Gene Ontology annotation, molecular function: structural constituent of ribosome. The record is from RefSeq and is a predicted model, not a curated record.
GCAAAGUGUCGCAAAAACAGGCAGUCUUCCCGCCUGGUUACACAUGCGUAGGGAGCGGCCGCCGUAAAGCGAGGAGGGGAAGAUGGCGGCGCGGUGUGCGGGAGGUGCUGGUGGAGCCUGGAUGCGGGGGAUUCUCGGCUGGGCUCGGCCGGAGAGGUGGUUUGCAGCUGGAAGUGUUUUCCCGCUCUCAUGUAUCCACACAAGUACAUCCCUGCAAAAACUUGGGAAGUGGGAGAAAAAGAACAGGAUUGUGUACCCUCCUCAGCUGCCUGGAGAGCCUCGAAGACCAGCUGAAAUAUAUCACUGUCGGAGGGAAAUAAAAUACAGCAAAGAUAAGAUGUGGUAUCUGGCAAAACUGAUUAAAGGAAUGUCCAUUGAUCAAGCUCUUGCUCAGCUGGAAUUUAACGAUAAAAAGGGUGCAAAGGUAAUCAAAGAGGUUCUCUUAGAGGCUCAGGAAAUGGCAGUAAGGAAUCACAACGUGGAGUUCAAAUCAAAUUUACAUAUAGCUGAGUCUCUGGCAGGCAAAGGCCACUAUACAAAACGGAUCCGUAUCCAUGGGAAAGGCAUGUUUGGCAUCAUGAAAAUCGUCAAGUGCCACUACUUUGUGAAGCUGGUGGAAGGUCCUCCUCCUCUUCCAGAGCCACGAAAGACUGGUUAUGACCAAGCAAAAGAAUAUGUACAACAGCUGCGCAGUAGAACCCUUGUUCAUACACUGUGAUGGACUUAUGUGACUGUAUAGGUACUUCUUGUUUGACAAAGUCGUUAUGUAAAAUAAUAAAAACAUAUUUUAGGUUUAUUUUUGUUGCUGCUGGAGCUGGAUGAUGCAUCAAUGAUUGUAGAUUUAUUUGUCAAGCCUAAGGUGUGCAGGAAUGUUGGAAGAGCAGCAACAGAUGCUACUUUUUGAGUUACUUGGACUAUAGCUUUCAACUUCUCUGGGCCAUCAAAUCUAGAGGAAAGAAUGCACUUAAAACUUGUUGGGAAUUUUGUCUUGCAGUUCAUGCAACUCUUUGUUAUGUACAUUCAGGUCCUUUAUUGUACAAUUGGCAGUCAGUUUGUGGGGUCAGGAGUUGGAGUUGCCAAAAUUGGACACCUGAAAGUAGCUACAGCAGUGCAACAUAACUGGCAUCAAUCUUGGAUUAUCAGGAAACAAUUAAUGAUUUCUUUAUCUGGGCUGUAAUGCUACCUCCUUACUGUCACUGUUGUGCACCAUAGGCACUUUGUCUGGGGGUGGGGAGAGGAAAAAUCCAAGUUGAGAUUGUGGCAGUGUCAGUAGAUGGCAUUGUUUAGUUUGUCAGGGAGGGACCUGGUAGUGAAAACCUGCAGUGCAUUGAAACCGUUCUUAAUUCUGACCAUGGCAUUAAUAGACUGAUAUGUGUGUGAAGUUCAUGCUGUUCUCUGUGGAAACUCAGUGUGAGUAGUGAAGAGUGAACUAAUUACACUGUCUGGGAGCAAAUAACUUCUGUAAUGUUGAGGGGAGUAAAAUACUGUAUGGAUUUAACAUGGAAUGGCUUGUUGCAUGCAUGAACCAGACUUCCAGUUCUCUGGAAAAAAAUACAUAUAUAUAUCCUAUUUUUAUUAUUACUUUAAUGCAGAGGGAAAAGUGGUGAAAAGGUCCUCGCUCUGUCAUGUUUUCAUCCAGAUGGCCAGAGAUCAUGGACAUUGGCAUGAAAAGAUCUGCUUCUUGUUUAUGAAGAUGUCUGAUAUUUAGACCCUUCCAUUCUGAGAUCAUUAGAAUGGAUUGGAUUGUUUACCUCAUUUGGGUCUUUUUAUCACACUGACUGAAAAGUGGCAACUUUUCUUGACUUUAAUUUCAUCAGUGCUUAAAUGAUGAUAAUGGGACAGUUCGUAAGGAAACAAAUUAUCUUUGCUGUCCUAAUGGAAGUGGCAUACAGCUGUUUCUUUUGGUUCCCGAAGAAAUGCUAGAGUGUUAGGGGAUUGUGAAGUUACACAAGUACAUACAUGGCUCCUACCACAAAUGGUGCUUAUUUGCCCUCUGUUCUUCCAUGGUGUGCUUGCAGACUCAGUACUUGUUCUGAUGGAGGGUUGUCAGUGAUCUGGGAAAAGAUUAAAGAAUUGCAAGAUAAUCCUUACUUAACAACAGCACUCAUGAUUUAAGUGUGUAAAACCUGACUUCCAGAUAACUUAUCCUAGUACCUCAUUCAGGAGAAAUAUGUAGAUUUCCCUUCAAAUCCCCUUUGGACCUCCAGACAAGAUUGUAUAAUUGCUCUCGUUUUCUCUGAAAACUAGAAGUGAGAAUGUGGCUGAUGUCUUUUCCACCUUCAUGAUACAGCUGGUGGCACUGACACUUCUUUAAAUGGCCUUCAGUCAAAAGGCAAGAUGCUUGUGUUCUGUGGUGUGUAACAUGUAGUGGAUCUUUAUGGUAUUGGCCAAGGAAGAUCCACAUCCUUGGCUGUAACAGUACAUUGGGAGGUCUGAUGAGAUACGGAGCUUCAACUGACUUGAUUCCUCCCAUUUGCUUAUAGGAGGGUGGAAGUGUCUGAAGUGAUUUAUGGAGCCUGCCUGGAUCUUGAUCUCAGUACAAUCCUAGUGAUAAAGCUUUAUACCAUCAAGUUCUAAAUAUAAAAUAAAAUUGCUUUUUAUUUA